CUGAAGAUGGGAUUGCGAGCGAGAAAGAGGAGAACGCCCACCAAGGCAUCCCCAGGCCAGUGGAGCCCAAGGGUUUACUCUUGGGACUCUCCAAGGAGAAGAGUUCCCAGAGUCCUGCACAGGACCCAGGCCUCCCAUGCAGGUCAGAAAGGGUUCAGAGACCUCUGGGCAAGAGGCAAAGCCAAGUGACACUGCGUGGAAAAAACUUCAGGAGGCUGCCAGAAAUUAUCCAUCAGAGAAACCCUUCUGUGGGGAGACUGAUGAUAUGUGGGGACUGCGGGAAGAGCUUCCGGGUGAGCUCCAACCUCGUCCAGCAUCGGAGAAUCCACACUGGAGAGAAACCCUUCACCUGCGCCGAGUGCGGGGAGAGUUUCCGGCAGCGGUCGCAUCUCGUCCAGCACCACAGAAUCCACACAGGGGAGAGGCCCUACGAGUGCUCUGAGUGUGGAAAGAGCUUCAGCAUGAGCUCGAAGCUGAUCCGGCACCAGGUAACCCACACCGGGGAGAAGCCCUACAAGUGUGCCGAGUGUGGGAAGAGCUUCUCCGGGAACUCGCAGCUCGUCCAGCACCACCGAGUGCACACUGGGGAGAAACCCUACGAGUGCAGCGACUGCGGGAAGAGCUUCAGCGUGAGCUCAGCCCUGACGCGACACCAACGGGUUCACACCGGGGAGAAACCCUACGAGUGCGCGGAGUGUGGCAAGAGCUUCAGCCAGAGCUCCGAGCUCAUGAAGCACCAGCGGGUCCACACCGGGGAGAAGCCGUAUGAGUGCUCCGAGUGCGGGAAGAGCUUCACCGUGAGUUCAGCCCUCAUCCAGCACCGGCGGUUCCACAUGGGUGAGCGCCCUUAUGGAUGCACCGAGUGUGGAAAGAGCUUCACCGUGAGCUCCCACCUCAUCCAGCACCGCCGCUUCCACACCGGGGAGCGCCCAUUUGAGUGCACUGAGUGCGGGAAGAGCUUCCUGUGGAGAUCGGCCCUGCUCCGGCACCACCGGGUCCACACAGGGGAGAGGCCCUACGCCUGCGCUGACUGCGGGGACAGCUUUCGGCAGAGUGCCCACCUCAUCCAGCACCAGCGCAUCCACACCGGGGAGCGUCCCUACGCCUGUGCCGUCUGCGGGAAGGGCUUCACCGUGAGCUCUGAGCUCCUCCGGCACCAGAAGAUCCACAGGGGUGGGCAGCCCUAG
Molecule: messenger RNA, 1187 nt
Organism: Pterocles gutturalis (yellow-throated sandgrouse)
Lineage: Eukaryota; Metazoa; Chordata; Aves; Pterocliformes; Pteroclidae
Product: zinc finger protein 501-like
Exons: 1
Biological process (GO): regulation of transcription by RNA polymerase II
Molecular function (GO): RNA polymerase II cis-regulatory region sequence-specific DNA binding; DNA-binding transcription factor activity, RNA polymerase II-specific
Source: RefSeq, a predicted model, not a curated record